AUGGAAGAGAAAAUAUAUCAAGCCAGACCUGGGCGGCUUCGCGGAGCAGUCGAGGCGUUCGCAACAAGACAUAUUAGCAUGGUGACUUCACCUGCUUCCUCGAAUAAUCCUGAUAGUCGCAUAGAUGCCCAAGAAGCGAGUACCUCAUCGGGACAGCGCCGAACACGCUUCACGCCCACAGUUCCAUCAGAUAGACGCCGCAAACAACGUUACUCACUUGAUAGUCGCGACGUUGAACCCGAACGUUUCUGUAAUGUUGAGCAGCUCAUGGGUUGCGAAAAAAAAAGAUUUGGUACUAAAACCGGCGCCGAGCUUAUGCAGAGUGCACAUGAGGCUAUGCGUCCUGGUCCAGAGCUUGUUCGUGAUUCAACUAACUCCAGAUAUUCUUAUCCUUUCAAUAGUCACAGUGGAGGUGACGAUGACAAUCCUAUUGCUACGCCGCUUGACUCCAGUGUUUCCUUUCUCGUCACUGAACCUUUGCUAGGAUCAAAGAUGGAACGAAAAUUGCUAGGAAUGGAACUCGAGCAAAAAGACAAUCAGAUCUCAGGUGAAUGUCCAACGGAUCUUCCCAUUGUACUAAAAAAUGGUUGCAUCAAAUGUGAAGAUGUUGCGGCGUCCAAAGAAAGUGUUCAUCAACUUAUUUCGUCCACUGGUCCUGGCAAGUUUUUGUUCUUGCAGCUCCCUAAUGACCUCCCCCUUGUGUCACGUGGCGAGUCCCAGAUCCUUGAAAAUCCCCUAUGCGACAAACGUGAAACGUAUGCGCACGAGGCAGGGAAAUUUUCAGAAAAAUUGGAAGGGGAGCUCUGUGAGCUUGUUAUUUAUGAUGAUGGAGCUGCACAGCUCAACAUAGGGCAGGGCAGAUUUGACGUGGUUCAUGGAACCGUGUUUUUCAACAGUGAAAUACUAGCAUGCAUUGACCAAGAAAACGCAAAGUGCGCGUUUCUUGGGGAAAUGUGCGGUCGACUCGUGUGUAUCCCCGAUAGAUCCACGCUCCUUGCGUAAAAAACCCCCAGAGAUAUCGUUUUUCGAGGUGCAAAUGGAAAGGAACUGUCUGAUUCUCAUGAUUGUCGUUCCCUGACGUCAACAUGACAAGGCGGGUACUGACAAAGAAAUAUCCCACAAGCGUUUAUCGCCUGGAAUGAAAAUCUUUAGAAUUAAAUUUUAUUUGUUCCAUCUAGCGGGCCUCGCUUUGAA
Molecule: messenger RNA, 1194 nt
Organism: Micromonas commoda
Lineage: Eukaryota; Viridiplantae; Chlorophyta; Mamiellophyceae; Mamiellales; Mamiellaceae
Exons: 1
Coding region: 1-1002 (333 amino acids)
Biological process (GO): transcription by RNA polymerase III
Cellular component (GO): RNA polymerase III complex
Molecular function (GO): DNA binding
Source: RefSeq, a predicted model, not a curated record